Molecule: messenger RNA, 1634 nt
Organism: Paramacrobiotus metropolitanus
Lineage: Eukaryota; Metazoa; Tardigrada; Eutardigrada; Parachela; Macrobiotidae
Product: GPN-loop GTPase 2-like
Exons: 1
Coding region: 147-1082 (311 amino acids)
Cellular component (GO): cytoplasm
Molecular function (GO): GTPase activity
Source: RefSeq, a predicted model, not a curated record
CUCAAAACCAAAAUCCGCCGUCACAGAAAAAUUCAGAAAAAGAUGUUGCUUUAGCUUUUAUCAGAUUUAUGUUUUAGCGAUUUUCCCAGAGAUUUUGUUUCAAGACUCAGAUUUCGAACAAAUUAAUGUGAUUCCGUAAUAGCGUAAUGGCUGCUACAGCUGGAAAGCCAUUUUACGGGCAGUUGGUGAUCGGUCCACCAGGGAGUGGGAAAACUACAUACUGUUUCCACAUUGCGGAGCUCUUAAAAAGCGUCUUCAACCGCAAACUAGCCAUUAUCAAUCUGGAUCCUGCCAACGAGAAGUUACCUUUCGCUGCUGAUGUGGAUGUGAAAGAACUCGUCUCCGUGGAAGAUGCGAUGGAGCUGGAGAAUCUAGGCCCCAAUGGAGCGCUGAUGUUCGCUGUCGAGCAGAUGGAACGCGACGUGGACUGGCUGAUAUCUCGCAUCUCUGCUUUACGCGAUACCCACUAUUUCCUCUUCGACUGCCCGGGACAAAUUGAAUUAUACACCCAUCAUAAAUCGUUCGAGCGAAUCUGCCAGCUCCUCAUCAAGAAAUUCGAUUUUCGUCUUGCAGCGGUGCAUCUGGUGGAUGCGUAUUACUGCAGCGAUCCAGCCAUGUUCAUCUCCGUGGUGCUCACUGCCUUGAGUGCCAUGAUGCGCCUGGCGCUUCCGCACGUCAACGUUCUCUCCAAAAUUGAUCUCGUGCACAAGCUGGGCAAGUUGGAUUUCAUUCUGGAUUAUUACACUGAUGUAAUGGAUAUGGAGCAUCUGGUUGCCAGACUGGAUGAUGAGCCAUUCGGGAGGAAAUACGCCAAGUUGAGUAAAGCGAUCUCCGAGGUGGUGCAGGGCUACAGCUUAGUCAGUUUUGUUCCCAUUGCCGUACAGGACCGCGAGUCGCUUUAUAACCUGGUAAAGAUGCUGGAUAAGGCCGUAGGAUACUCGAUGUCGGAACUGGAAGAACGACAAGUGCGCCAAACGAUGGCGAAUUUGCCAGCAAAUGCGGGUGAAUUUGAUUACGGUUUAAUUAGUAAUAUGGAGGAAAAAUAUAUUUAUGCUCAAGACGAUGAUUUUCCUGAAGACUGAAUGAGAGCUUUCGGGGUUCUGAUGACAAAAUUAACAACUGCGUUCUGUGAUAUUUUAACUUCGUCAUAUGGACAACUGGAUUUGCUUAAUAAAACUGGAGAUAAAUUCUUUCUUUUCGUAUUUUAUCGAUUUUUCUGCGGCAUUUACUUAUUUGCAUUCAUUUGUUCCUUGUGGAGCAAUAAACAUAAACAAUGGGUAUAAAAUUGACUAUUGAGAAAGUAUUUUUAAAGCGGACUUUUUGUAGAAAUAGGUACGCGUACUUAAGUGACAUACAUAAAAGUGGAAAUCCGUCUGAUAGUUCAACACUGUACAACACAGUCACUACACAGUGUACUUGAAGUACAGUAUACAGAGCAUCCAGAUUCAGGAGACAGAAUCGGUUGAAGUAUCGUUAGCAAAGGUCGUGUUACUAGAGCCGGUAUCCGCCAUGUCGAAAUAUUUUUGCAGGAUUAUUGGAUCACGGGUCGUACUGACAACUUCGGGUCGAUAUUUAGCAUGUAUCUUUUCGAAGAAAUCUUGUAGCACCCGCGCCGUAUCCCAAUGCGCGCUCAG